Molecule: messenger RNA, 1355 nt
Organism: Gasterosteus aculeatus aculeatus (three-spined stickleback)
Lineage: Eukaryota; Metazoa; Chordata; Actinopteri; Perciformes; Gasterosteidae
Gene: tfpi2
Product: tissue factor pathway inhibitor 2
Biological process (GO): negative regulation of peptidase activity
Cellular component (GO): extracellular region
Molecular function (GO): serine-type endopeptidase inhibitor activity
Source: RefSeq, a predicted model, not a curated record
UUCUUCCGGGGAGAAUCCAUCACCAUCACCAUCAUCACCAUCGUCAUCGUCAUCAUCAUCCCAACAGUGAUCAGGGAAGGCUGUGGGAAUUUAACUUCCUCUUGCGUUGUUUGAGUUGUUUGACUUGGCUUUAAUGAGGCUUUAGUCACAACUUUCUAGGCGAUGUCACAACGCGCGAACGAGGCUCUCUGAUGUAACGUCAUUUAUGAAUUAAUCACGACUCAAAUCCAGUUUUGCCGUAGUUUGAAAAUGUGAGUCAUCGCCCGCCCGCCCCCAAGCUUCCCCGACUAUAAAACUGGACGUGGCUCGGAUGGUCGGCGAAGCGGAACUGAUUGGAGCAAAAGUGCGACAAUGGAGUUUUUCACUUUAGCGCUGUUUACACUUUUCUCCUCAGUUUACAGCGUGUUGGCGUUGUCUCCUCCAGGCGCGUGUCUGCUUGAAGUGGACGAGGGACCCUGCAGAGGAUCCAUUGAGCGCUACUUCUACAAUACCAUGACCCAAAAGUGCGAGAUAUUCUUCUACGGAGGCUGCCAGGGGAACGACAACAGGUUUAAGAGUUAUGAGGAGUGCCAGAAAUCGUGUUUCAGAAUCCCAAAGGUUCCCCAAAUCUGCAGGUUUCCCAAAGAGGAGGGACCCUGCCGCGCCCUCUUUCGCAGCUACUUCUUCAACAUGACCAGCAUGCGGUGUGAGCCCUUCUACUACGGCGGCUGCGAGGGCAAUUCCAACCGCUUCCCAGACCUCACCGCCUGCAAGGAGUACUGCAGUCCACGAAAAACUGUUCCUGUGCUCUGCCUGGACUUUCUGGACAAAGGCAGGUGCUCAGCCUCCUUUCCUCGCUAUUACUACAACACAGCCACCAAGGCGUGCGAGGAGUUCAUCUACUCCGGCUGCGGAGGGAGCAGCAACAAUUUUGUCUCGAAGCACAUUUGCAUGGACGUUUGUGUUAAAGGAGGGAAAAAACACAGAAUCCAGAGCAGAGGUCGUCACAUGAGACGGAAUAGAAAUAAUGGGAUCACUUUCUUACAGGCCUAGAUGUCUGCCACCCUCUCCUGGACAAGCCCUUUUAAGGAAACAUGAUAAACUGACUGUUUUGUGCCAAACGGUUGACGAGCUUUUCUUUGUUGUUACUAGAGUCAUUCACAGUGGCACAUUUCCAAUGUGUUCAUAUGUAAUGCUUUAUGAGCAACUUCAAAUGUGAUUUUAAUGAAGUUUAUUACUGCACUAAUGUUCUCGAUUGUGUAUUUUGAUACUGUAUGUGUCUAUCAUGUGUUGUAUAAGCAAUUUAAACAUGUUUAUUUGCCCAACUAUUUUAUAAGUACAUUGAUUUUGAUAAAAAAAAUAUAUACAGAAUUGUA